Molecule: messenger RNA, 2500 nt
Organism: Camellia sinensis
Lineage: Eukaryota; Viridiplantae; Streptophyta; Magnoliopsida; Ericales; Theaceae
Source: RefSeq, a predicted model, not a curated record
ACUCUCUUUAUAUACUCUCCUCUCUCUCUCUCCCAGUCUCACUUCUCAAUUUUCAAAUUUCAAAACACCCUCUCUUUCAGCCUUACUUCCUAGCACACCACCGGUACAUCUCUCUUCGAUGGCGAUACAUCUUUUUCCGACGAUUGUUUGCUGAACCAACCAUAGUACUGCUCAUCACCUCCUCUAGUCAUCGCCACCACUGUUGCUUAAUGCCACCUCACAACGUCACCUCUUCCAGUGAUCACCACCGCUACUGCUCAUCACCACUGUCGCUGUUUAUCAUUAUCGUCGCCAUGGAUGGAUCGACAUCAGUCUACUGCAUAAUAAGCGUGCAAACUCCGAUCUGUUACUCGGGCUUGAUGAGUCGGGCCUCCUUAUUGUAGCCCGUUUUAGCUCGACCCGAGUCCACCCUCAUAUUUGGGGAUUUCCCGCCAAUUUGCGCAGACACACAAAGUUAAAGAGAGAAAGAGAACGGGAGAGAGAAAGCAGGGGAGAGAGAAAGCCGGGAAGAGUGAAUUAGAGAGAGAGAGAGAGAGAGAGAGAGAGAUGAGCGGUGUGAUACGGAAGAAGGUACAGAGGAAGUUCAAGAUGGGGGGUUACACACUCAAAGUGGAAGCCCUAAACGAAGUCCUCUCCUUCUUGACCCACUUCCAAGACGCCCAAGACGAAGCCCUCGAUCUUCUUCUCGAUCAACUCCAGCAUCAAUCCCUGAAAUCAUCAAUACUUGACAAGGAACCAUUGCAUCGCGUAGUGAGCCUUCUCUUGGAAGCGGAUGGUGAAAGCCCUAAUAGCAGCAACAGCAGCAGCAGCAGCUCCUCCCCCGCAGCUCUCCGCAUUAUCGACGCCUUUCUCAUCCCUAAGUUCCGCUACGAUCCUGUCAGAAAAAUCUUCUUUGAGCAUACAGGGAAGAUUCCAAUUCAUGGUGAUGCUUCUGCCAAAGCCACUUUAUAUAGGGAUAGAUUUCUCUUGUUGCUCCAGAGGCUUUCUCGUGAUCAGCAUUUUUCUAAGCCUGCAUUUGAUACUGAAAGAUCUCAGUUCGGCAGUUGUGAGAUAUCUCCAAUUCAGAGUCUCAUUGGGCUAACAGGGAGAAGAUGGGUCAUGGGCGUUAUAUCUCAGUUAGAGGAUGGCCAUUUUUACUUGGAAGACCUCACUGGAGCAGUUGAAAUCAAUUUGUCUAAUGCAAAGAUAACAACAGGGUUUUUCUCCGAAAACACUGUAGUUUUAGCAGAAGGUGAGAUGCUCUUGGAUGGUAUAUUUCAGGUGAAAACAUGUGGAUUUCCUCCUUUAGAAGACAGAGACAAGUCAAUUGCAGCAUUUCCUGGACUAGACUUCUUUGGCGGCGGAACACUUGCAAAAGAAGAAACACUAAGACUUGCAGAAAUGGAAAAAAGGGCAGUGAAUGACAUGUUUGUUAUACUCUCUGAUAUUUGGCUUGACAAUGAGGAGACUAUGGGAAAGCUAGAGACAAUCUUAGAUGGCUAUGAGAAUGUAGAGGUGGUUCCUUCCCUAUUUGUUUUUAUGGGAAAUUUCUGUACCCAUCCAUGUAACCUUUCCUUCAAUUCUUUCUCAAGUCUCAGAUUGCAGUUUGGAAAGUUUGGGCAGAUGAUUGGAGCCCGUCAACGAUUAAAGGAGCACAGUAGAUUUCUGUUAAUUCCUGGUCCUGAUGAUGCAGGUCCUUCGACAGUUCUACCUAGGUGUGCUUUGCCAAAAUAUGUAACUGAAGAAUUUCAGAAGCACAUACCAAAUGCAAUAUUCGCAAGUAAUCCUUGCAGGGUUAAGUUUUGCACCCAAGAAAUCUUAUUUUUCCGUCAGGAUCUGCUGUAUAGAAUGCGUAGAUCGUGUUUGAUGCCACCUUCAACAGAAGAAACCACUGAUCCGUUUGAGCAUCUUGUUGCUACCAUAACGCAUCAAAGCCAUCUUUGUCCCCUCUCUCUAACUGUACAGCCCAUUAUCUGGAAUUAUGAUCAUUGUCUCCAUCUUUAUCCGAUUCCACAUACGAUUGUGUUGGGGGACAAAAGCGAGCAGAAAGCAUUUAAUUACGCAGGAAUUACAUGUUUUAAUCCUGGUUCAUUCUCAAACGACAGCACUUUUGUGGCAUAUCGCCCUUGCACUCGGGAGGUUGAAUUAUCGGCAUUGUGAGCAUUAAUUUAGUUACUAUCUUUGCAAUUUAUUUGGGCCAGCAAUGUAGUCCAGUGCAAGAAGGUACCAAAUAGCACAUGGGUGAUUAUUGUUUGGCUGAAAUGUCAGGACUAAAGCUCUUCUAAUCAAGGUGCAACCGUAGGCUUAUCAGCUCUAUUCAUCUUUAGGGAACUUGUGUAAUGUAUAUUGAUUGUUAUAUUAGGCAGAAUAAAGUAGUUAUUAUUCUGAGAUACUGUUUUUUGGGUUAGUACUGAGAUACUUUUAUAUAUAACUGAUUUUAUCUAUAACCCAACUCUAGAGUGUUUCUCAUUUGCCGAACUGAAACUAAAUCAAUUUGUAUGCACAGAACUAAUUGAAAUUA